GGGGUCAGGAGCCAGGCAAGGAGAGCCCGAACAAGAGCAGCAUUUUCCUGGGCUCUUCCAGCUGUUCUGUUCAAUCCUGCCGUCGGUUCUGAGCAGGGAAGAGAGACUGUCAACACAAAUAAGGCACUUUUCAAAGGCGUAAAUUAUGAGUUACCAAAACAAUGCGACAUCUCAACCACAUGGAGACAUCGAGGGCCCCACAGCUGGAGCAGAUGUGGCUGUUAUUGGAGGUGUGAUUGCUGCAGUUGUAUUUGUCCUCAUUUGCCUGCUGGUCGUGAUGGUCCGGUACCUGUACAGGCAUAAGGGCACCUACCACACCAAUGAGGCAAAAGGAACUGAGUUUGCUGAAAGCGCAGAUGCAGCUUUGAAAAAUGACCCCGCUCUGCAGGAAGCAGUGGAUGAGAGCAAAAAGGAAUAUUUCAUCUGAGAAGCAAGGAUUUCCAUGGAGACUUCCCCAAGGGAAUCAAUCAGAAAUGCUACAUCAACAGAAGUGCUAAGAGAUGGAUAAUAUGAGGAUACAGGCAAGCAUCCUAACUGAAAAGUAUUUCUUCACUUUUUUGUCACUGAGUUGUUUCUUUUCUGCUACUGGUGAAGAACUAAAUGCCAGAUACUUGCCUGUUGAUUUUAUUAGCAACACAGCUGGUCACAGUUGAAAACAAUAUCAGAUAAGAAGAAACAAAAUCUCACUGAGUGAUACACCAAAACCAGAUAAAGAUAGCAAAUGUCAAGCCUUGACAUUUGGUGAAAAUAGCAGAUGUCAAUGGAAAACAUCCUCUUAGAGUUAAUGAUGCAUCUUAUGCUGAUAUGAUCCAGAACUACCUGAAACAGAAUUUCAAAUGGUCACAGAACAAACAUUAAACUAGAUAAAGCUGAUGUAGCAGGAACAAACAUAGUUUUGUAGCCCAGAUAUCUCCCCCCCUCCCUGUAAACAUGCAAUUUUAUUG
Molecule: messenger RNA, 944 nt
Organism: Leptosomus discolor (cuckoo roller)
Lineage: Eukaryota; Metazoa; Chordata; Aves; Leptosomiformes; Leptosomidae
Gene: GYPC
Product: glycophorin C (Gerbich blood group)
Cellular component (GO): membrane; cortical cytoskeleton
Source: RefSeq, a predicted model, not a curated record